GUUGACGUCAGUGUUUGUGAGUGACAGCGUUUUCAAUAAAGUUGUCAGUAUACAAAAAGGCGUGGUUACAGUGUUACAAUAUGUCCGCUUCCGUUGUUUACUGUGUCGUUAGUAAUAUCCCAGCAAAAUUCCGGUCGGUGGAUCUCCGGAAUUAUUUUAGCCAGUUUAUCGAAGGGGGCGGCUUUGCGUGUUUCCAUUACCGACACCGACCUGAGGUUCUCAGAGACCCAGAACAUGAGCCCGGGAAAGAGCAGGCCGAAGAACAGCCGGAGUGUUUACAGAGCGAGGGACCGGAGGAGGGGAGCUCAGAGCCGGCAGAUACCGGAGGACAACCCGCAGCCACAGGAAAGACAACGUGCUGCUGUGUGGUCGCGGUUCAAGCAAACCAGGCGGACCGGUUCGUGAAGAUGUACGCGGGGAAUCAGUGGGUUGGUUCUGAGGGAAGCUGGCUAGGCAGUCGGUGUGUUAUCAGGAAGAUCAGGGUCUCGGAUCAGUCGGAGUCCAACAUGUUUCCUUAUAAAACGAAAAAGGAGCUGAACAGCAAGAUUGCCCUGAGCGAGAGGUUCACUGAAGAGGACUUGACAAGACUGCCUGAGAUGAACCCCCCUGCUCUGAUGCCCAGUGGCAAUGUGGGCACUCCGGUGACUGUGUUCCUGGAGCUCAUCCAGGCUUGCAGACUGCCUCCACGCAUCAUCACCAAACUGGGGCUGAAGUUCCCCAAGACGGGCUCCAAUCGGAGGUACGGGAACGUCCCCUUCGAGUACAGGUCCACUCAGACCGUUCGGCUGGAGGAGGGGGUGUACACUGCCAACGGGGAAGCCAUUACAGGGGGAGAUCUAGGACCUGGUGCUGGGCUUGUGCCUCCUUCAGGGAGGAAGAAACAACCGAGGAAGAAACAUGGGGGUCCUUCGAAAGAUGAAGAAGAGUCCAGCUGCGAAGGUGGAGAUGAUUGUGCAGAGUCCCACUCUGAUGAUGACGAUGACACGUGUGAGGAGUGGGAGCGGCACGAGGCCCUGUACGAGGACGUGACUAACCAGGGGCGCUGCGAGGAGAGGCUGUUUGAAGAGAAGAUCGAGCUCAAGUGGGAGAAGGGGGGCUCCGGGCUGGUCUUCUACACUGACGCGCAGUACUGGAAGGAAGAGCAAGGAGACUUUGACGAACAAACUGCUGACGACUGGGAUGUAGAUAUGAGCGUCUACUAUGACAAAGAUGGAGGGGAUAAGGACGCCCGGGAUUAUGUCCGGAUGAGGUAUGAGCAGCGACUGAGGGAUGGAUUGGAGGAGGGAUCAGUGCAGGGCCAGCGAAUCGGGGGCUUUGAAAAAUACACCAAGGGUAUAGGCAGGAGGGUGAUGGAGAAGCAGGGCUGGAAGGAUGGCUCUGGGCUGGGCCACAGCAAGGUGGGGAUGGCAGAAGCUUUGGAGAACGAGGGGCAGCACCCCAAGUGUAAGAGAGGAUUCGGGUAUCGUGGAGAGAAGCUGAACACUUUCACGGCUGUGAAAAAGUCCCGUCCUGAAUUUAGGAUUUCUACAGUUUAUGACGAACCCGAAGAAAGGGACCAAGGAGAUUCCCUGCUGCGCCGUCAGCCACCCACCAGCAUGAAGUACAGACAGAACCAGACGCUGAGGGGGAGAACGAAGGACAGCAGUCAAAACUAGACUGUCUGUGAUAGUGUGGAAAAAUAAUAUGCUGCAGUGGACACAAUGCUUAGGAAAAAAGGUUGCCGUGUAUCUGUCCAUUUCAGUAAUACUGAUUCAUCAUCCAGAACUUCAAACACUCAGACAUUCUCAGGCAAAACUUAUAAGAAAGUCAAAUUGACAAGUGUUUCACCCAGUGCCUUCAUCACUGUGUUUGAGAGAGGCAUAGCUGAAACCGUUUUUACCUCAGUUUUACCGGUUAGUAAUUGUAUUUAUUACCUUUGUAUAGGAAAAUGUUAUCUUUUACUGUAAACAAUUGUACAGUUAAUACUUUUGUCUCAAUAAUUCACUUUGUUAAUGUUUUCUGAUGUCUAGAUAUUCUUUUAUGUCAUAAACCAGUUAUUUAGCAUAAUUAAAAAAUAAGAUGUUUUUGUGAUAAA
Acipenser ruthenus (sterlet) is the source of this 2074-nucleotide messenger RNA. Its product is annotated as G patch domain-containing protein 3-like. The record is from RefSeq and is a predicted model, not a curated record. Gene Ontology annotation, biological process: negative regulation of type I interferon production; positive regulation of DNA-templated transcription; negative regulation of RIG-I signaling pathway. Gene Ontology annotation, molecular function: nucleic acid binding. The transcript is spliced from 7 exons. Bases 81 to 1655 code for a protein of 524 amino acids. NCBI's taxonomy places the organism in Eukaryota, Metazoa, Chordata, Actinopteri, Acipenseriformes, Acipenseridae.